This is a messenger RNA of Engraulis encrasicolus (European anchovy), 3353 nucleotides long. RefSeq names its product protein tyrosine phosphatase receptor type N2 (gene ptprn2). Gene Ontology annotation, biological process: regulation of secretion; protein dephosphorylation; insulin secretion involved in cellular response to glucose stimulus. The record is from RefSeq and is a predicted model, not a curated record. Gene Ontology annotation, molecular function: protein tyrosine phosphatase activity. NCBI's taxonomy places the organism in Eukaryota, Metazoa, Chordata, Actinopteri, Clupeiformes, Engraulidae. Gene Ontology annotation, cellular component: synapse; secretory granule. The transcript has 25 exons. The annotation marks the transcript as partial.
GUAGAUGGUAUGUUUGGGAGGUGUCAGGCGUUUCCUGUGACAGAGGCCUUUUCCUAUGAUGUCUCUCCAUCUGCCCUCCGCCAGCUCAGGACCGUCCUGCAGAAGCUGGCACACAGAGGUUACACAUGGCAGGACUCCACCACCCAGCAGGUGAUCAGCAAGGAGCUGGCCAAGCUGCCCAAGAUCCCCCAGCGACACCUGGAGGCUUCCUUUGGAGACUUCCCCGGCACCUCCAGGGCCAAGGCUCCGCCCCCUGAUGCCAACAGGAAGUUGAAGAUGGAGGAGGCGGAGCUAAGCAAGUCGCUGCAGAAGCACCUGCAGGAUCUGGGCUUCCUGCCGCCGGCCAAAGAGGAGGCACCUGAGGGAUCGCUCAGACAGAUGAAAGGAGAUCGCUACCAUCUCAUCGAGUACGUCCAGCCCAGCACGCAGGGCAAAGGGAAGACCACGGCCACCUUCUUCUCCUACCACGCUCCCAACAGCUCUGCCCAGGAUCAGGAGAGGGCCAAGGCCCUGCUGAAGGGGCUGGAGGAGUACCUGGCAGCCAAGGGCUCCAUGAAGCAGCCACAGGAGCUCCAGCUGCAGCAGCUGCAGAGGGGGCCCAGUAGCGGCGGCAUGGCGGACAGGCCCCUGGGGAGGCUCCACUACUUCAGCAUGCUCAGGCCUGUGGCUGCGGAGAGGCUCAAGGCGGCCCAGGCUAAGGCAGACCGUCUGACUGGAGGCGGUGGUGGGAGGCUGCUGCUGCCGUCGCAACAGAGGAUCCUGGAGGUGGCCGGCUCCAACUCCAAGCCGCCGCUGCCCAGGAUAGACCGGCUCUUCUUCAAGACCCCUCAGAACCCAGCAGUGUCCAAAGAGCCUCUGAGCUUGGUGGAUGAAAAGUUCAUCCAGAACGUGGUGGCACAGCUGGGUCGUCAGAGUGUCAACGUUGACGCCAUGACCCCCAAAGACCUGGAUCGACUCUCAGACAUGAUCACCAAGGCCCUGCAGGUGGUGGACGGCGUGGGUGUUGGCGCUGGCACCGCGGACUUCAGCCGGCAGAGGGGUCGCGAGGUCACCCAGGAUGAAGAGGAAGACGGAGAGGAGGAGGCGGUCGAUGAAAGCGAACGAGAGGAGGACGGCGGGAGGGAUGGUGCUGGUGAGGAGGUCGAGGAGGGAGGAGAGAAUGAAACAAUGCUAGCCGGCGAGCUGGAGCGCUCUCUCGGGACAGAUCAGUCAGACGCACUGGCAGCAGAGACUUUGCCCAGAGCACAACAGACAAAAUCGGCAGACUCCAGCUCUGAUGACAAGGACCCCAGCUUCAUCAAGCAGCUCCUGGACUUUCUGGACCAGACGACGGACCCCGGGGCCUUCUCCCCCGACACCCCUCCUAACGUGCCCGUGCUGGGGCUACCGGGCAGCUUGCAGGAGGACACCCCAGUGGUGGCCAAGGGCAAGGUGUCCGUCGAGAACGUCCAGAGCAGGACAACCCAGUCAGAGCUGGACGUGCCCCAGAAGAAGAUGCUGAAGGAAGAAGAGGAAGGGGGGAGGUUGAGAAACGACCCGCUAGAAAGCCUGGAUCCAGUCGGGGAGAAGGAGGUGGAGCGCUGGGUGCAGAUUCCCCACACCGCUGAUGAUCGCGCCCCAACGGGUCUUCUGGCAGACCCGCAGAAGAAGGGCAUGGGUUCACUGCUGCAGCUGCCCCAAGCGGAGGACGCAGAGGCCCAGAGGAAACGGGUUCGAGUGCAGCAGGAGCUGACUCUGGGGGUGGCCACCUACACCAGCCCAGGACAAGCCAAGGACAAGGACGCAGACUUUGGCUACAUUGUCACCACCGACUCCCUGUCGACAGACCAAGGGCUGAAUCUGAUGGAGUUGCUGGCAGAGAAAGCCAACCUACGGACGACAGACUUCCUACAGCUCUCGGUUCUGGGCCCGGCCGUAACCUUCAGAGUGAGGCCCAACGUUCGCAAUGUCAGCACCGCCGAACUGGCAAGAGUAGCAGUUGCUCAGAAGGAUCUGCUGGAGAAGAAGACUGGACUGCACAUUCUGGAGGCCGGCAUGAGUGAUAAGAGCAAGCUGAACCAGAUCCCCAUUGUGAAGCACAGCCACGUAGAGUCCAGCAACUUCCUGGUUCUGACGGUGGUGUCCAUGGUGUUUAUCGUCAUGGUGCUGGGGGUGUCCGGGGCGCUCUACUGCCUGCGUCACCACUCCCACCUCAAGCUGAAGGAGAAGCUGGCCAGCCUGGGGACUGACACCAGCGCAGAUGCCACCGCAGCCUAUCAGGACCUGUGUCGUCAGCGUAUGGCGGUGCAGUCGUCUGAUCGCAAUGGCGUCGACCGUCCGGAGCCUCUGGCGUCCCACACGUCGCACCACUCGCGCAUCAACAGUGUCUCCUCGCAGUUCAGCGACGGGCCCAUGCCCUCCCCCUCGGCCCGCUCCAGCACCUCCUCCUGGAGCGAGGAGCCAGCGCACUCCAACAUGGACAUCUCCACCGGACACAUGAUACUGUCCUACAUGGAGGACCACUUGAAGAAUAAGAACCGGCUGGAGAAGGAGUGGGAGGCCCUGUGCAGCUACCAGGCCGAGCCCUGUGCCUCCGCGGUGGGCCAGCAGAGCAGCAACGCCCAGCGCAACCGGCCCAACGGGGUCCUCGUCUACGAUCACUCCAGAGUGACCUUGAAGGCGGAGAACAACCUCAGCAACUCUGACUACAUCAACGCCAGUCCCAUAAUGGAUCAUGAUCCUCGUAACCCAGCCUACAUCGCCGCUCAGGGCCCUCUUCCCGCCACUGUAGCUGAUUUCUGGCAGAUGGUGUGGGAAAGUGGCUGUGUGGUGGUGGUCAUGCUGACUCCUCUGACGGAGAACGGCACCAAGCAGUGUCACCAGUACUGGCCUGACGAAGGAUCCUCCCUCUACCACGUCUAUGAGGUGAACCUGGUGUCGGAGCACAUCUGGUGCGAGGACUUCCUGGUUCGGAGCUUCUACCUGAAGAACGUGCAGACCAACGAGACGCGCACCGUCUCCCAGUUCCACUUCCUGUCCUGGAUGGAUCUGAGCGUGCCCGAGUCGGCCCGCACCCUGCUGGACUUCCGCAGAAAGGUUAACAAGUGCUACCGAGGUCGGUCUUGUCCAGUCAUAAUCCACUGCAGUGAUGGUGCGGGGAGAAGCGGAACAUACAUCCUGAUUGACAUGGUCCUCAAUAAGAUGGCUAAAGGUGCUAAAGAGAUUGAUAUUGCUGCUACCCUGGAGCACUUACGAGACCAGAGAGCCGGCAUGGUGCAAACAAAGGAGCAGUUUGAGUUUGCCCUGACUGCGGUGGCAGAGGAGGUGAACGCCAUCCUGAAAGCUCUUCCACAGUGAGGGCUGAGACCUGACCA